AUGUCCGAUGGCCUCUGUGGCAAUAGCCCGGAGCAGGAGAAGGACUUGGAAGUGAAGGAAUGGCUCACCGAUAAUGGAGUUUCGGAGCUGCGCUCGGUGUGUGUGUUGGACUUGGAUGGGAUUACCCGGUAUGGCUCUUUCCCACGUAAGAUGCCGGUGAAUCCACCGGUAGGGGAGGACCAGGAACCGUGGGAGGCCCUUGGGGUUACUGAGGAGGACUGGGAGGCUACGGGGAAAGCAAUUAAGGAGAUGCGGGAGAAGUCAAAAAAUAAGGCGAAGUGA
Messenger RNA from Stereum hirsutum FP-91666 SS1, 282 nucleotides. RefSeq lists its product as uncharacterized. The transcript has 2 exons. Bases 1 to 282 code for a protein of 93 amino acids. NCBI's taxonomy places the organism in Eukaryota, Fungi, Basidiomycota, Agaricomycetes, Russulales, Stereaceae. The record is from RefSeq and is a predicted model, not a curated record.